AUGGUUCUCUAUUUUUCCAAACCUCCCGUCCUUACCAGACUUCUCGCCUUCCUACUCCUCACAUCUUACACAUCCUGGCCCACCGGUGCACUUAACCCCUCCUGCGCUCCAGGGGGGAACUUCGACCUUUCCCCCUGGGAGCUGCAGCUUCCAAUCGGUUCUACUGGUUCCCCGGAGACAAUAUCGAGCGCAUCCCUUCAAGGGUGCUCCGGCUGGGAGAACUUCGAUUAUUUCUUCACCGAAAGUGGAGAUGGUGCGCUUGUCAUGAAGGUUCCUGGCUCUCCCGCCUCCGCCGGCUGUGUGACUACUCCCAAUUCACUUCACUGUCGCACCGAGUUGCGCGAGGUUGAUCCAUCGACCGGCGCUGCAGCGAGUUGGAGUCCUAACGCUGCUACGAAUCGGUUGAUCGUCGAGCUUGUUGUUACCGUAGCCGACAAUAGUGCGCGCGGGACAGUCAUUGGACAAAUACACAUCGAUGACUCGAUUUCGUCCAAGCCCGUAUGUGAGUUGUACUACAACUCCAAUGGCGAUAUCUCGAUCGGGGUGGAACAAACACGGAGUGGAGGAGAUGAAGUUUUCACAUCCCUUGGAAAUAUUCCAAUUGGGACUGUGUUUACCUAUGAAUUGGAGUACUACACAGGACUGUUGAAGGUUGCCAUAAAUGGGAACUUCCAAACUCUGGAUACUUACGAAUUGGAUGCGCCGAACAGCUAUUUCAAGGUUGGGAAUUAUAAUCAGGGUUCCAGUGCGUCAGAUGUUCAUGUCUUCUCCAUUUAUCUCGAGCAUUAG
Messenger RNA from Lentinula edodes (shiitake mushroom), 789 nucleotides. Its product is annotated as family 7 polysaccharide lyase. NCBI's taxonomy places the organism in Eukaryota, Fungi, Basidiomycota, Agaricomycetes, Agaricales, Omphalotaceae. The record is from RefSeq and is a predicted model, not a curated record. Bases 1 to 789 code for a protein of 262 amino acids. The transcript has a single exon.